This is a messenger RNA of Mesorhabditis spiculigera, 978 nucleotides long. NCBI's taxonomy places the organism in Eukaryota, Metazoa, Nematoda, Chromadorea, Rhabditida, Rhabditidae. The record is from the annotation of a GenBank genome assembly.
AUGGGCACCGAGGGUGCGGCCGCCGCGACCAUGCGUGCGACCUGCCGCGAGGCUGCGCUGACCGAACGGUACUUCUACGAGAGCUUCGCCAAUCGUGACGAACUGCUGGUCGCCGUGCUCGACGAGGUCGUUCUCGGGGCACGCGACACUAUUCUGGACGCUCUGAGGCGGCACCUUCCGAACCGCGAUCCGCGCCGUGGACGCAUCAUGUUCGUCGAAUCCCAGGCGGAACCUGCGCUGUGGGAUCGAGGGCGAGAAUUGAUGGCGGAGUUCACCAAUCCGAUCUCCGCGUCGCUCGAGCUGAUGUACGGCGGCGAGGCAACCGACUCCGCGAACUCCGAACUCAAUUCGGUGGGGCUGUUCGGCGACGGUCAACAGCACGCCCGCGAGAAAAGAAUGACGUCCGCGUCGGCCACAGGCGGAAAGCGUCUCGGUCCUGAAGACCGGCGUGAGCAGAUCAUUGUCAGCGCGGCAAAGUUGGCCAAGGCGGCCGGGGUCGGUCGUCCGCUGCUCAAUCAUUACUUCGGCUCCAAGCGGGAGUUGUACCUCGACGUCGUGCGGCGAUUCGUCUUCAUUCCCGAAGUGGCGGUGGACCGCAUUCCGCGAUCGGCGAGCCAGGAGAAGCGGAUCGGCGCCGUGAUCGAUCGGUGGCUCGACGUCGCCUGGCGUCAUCGCGACAUGUGGAUCUCGACAGUCAUGUCCGACGACCUCCGCCGUGACCCCGAGAUGGACCGGAUCCUGCAGGACGCUGACGACGUUGCUGCGCGACGCAUGAUGGAUGCGCUCGAGAUUCGACCGAGUGAAGGCAGCGAGGCUGCUGUUCAUUCGAUGAUCGUGGCGUACGGAGGAUUGGCGAAGGCCGCCAGUAAGCAGUGGUUGGUGACGGGAGCGCUCGACCGCGUACAGGUGCACCUUCUGCUGGUACGCAGUUUGCUCGCCAUCGUGCGUGACGUUCUGCCGGCGUGCGAGGCGGAUUCC